AUGGAUCCUCAAACUGCUCCUCUAGAAAUUAAUGAGAUGCAUGACCGUAAUGAUGAAUCUUUAAGAGCAUCUGAGAACGAGGGGAGAGUGGCAAAUGAGGGUGAGGGAGAACUGGGUGAAAUGAAGGAAGAGGAAAAGGCUAGUGCCUUGAAGUUCACUUGUGAUUUGUGUGAUGUUCCAGUAGAUAGGGAUGAGUUAGAUGCGCAUCUACAGGAGAAUCAUGCAGCAUUGCUCCAUUUAUGUGAUCACUAUCUUUCAGAUAUAAGAGAUGAAUUGGUUCAACUAGAUACCCAAACGGAAUACAUCAAAACACUUGCUGAGUUUGUGGAGGAGAGUGUUGUUUAUCUUGAUAAGGGACCUGAAGCGUUUGAUAUAGUUUUGCGUGCCACCAUGCAACUUGACAGAAUUAUGAGAGGUAUCUAUCCUGUUACCCAUACAUUUCUCUUCGGGAGUUGCGUCUCAUAUGGAUCCUGGGAUGGUGUAGGUGAUGCUGACUUUGUCAUUUUACAUCCUGCACAGCUGGAAGAAGGGAAAAACAUUCUUGAAGAUGAACGUAGAGCUGUUUUUGCUGCUACUAGAAAGUUGCGCGAUGUUGGUUUUCUCUUUGAAGAAUUGGAGCCAGUUGUCAGGGCAAGUGUACCUGUUGUUAGGCGGGUACAGAAGGAACGCCCACCCCUACAUAUUCCACAGUAUGACGAUAAAUUUAAGAUUAAGUACGAGUUUAAGCCUCAAAGGAAUGACAUCUUUCUUAAACGUCUCAUUCACAAGGUUCAAAAAAUGCAUGGUAUUGUUGAGGAAUCCGGAAAUUGUGAACUAACGGCCAGCUACAAGAGUGGACUAGACGCCGUUGCAGCGUUUAGACAAGCAAGGCGGGAUGAAUUGGAAAAUGUGACAUGGAGCUGGAGGACUGACUGCUGCCUGCCGGAGAUGUUCUUUCUUGACUUUGACGUCAGUUUCCGACCAUUCGGUCUGCGUAACAGCUGGCUCAUGCGUUUAUAUCUCAUGCAGAGCCCCGAAGUCCGUGCUGGUGCGGCCUUCCUGAAGAAGUGGAGCAAACGGUGCGGCAUCAACAACCCUAUAAAGGGAUUCCUCACCUCCUACGCCGUGAACGUUCUGUGGGUAUCCUAUCUGUUGCAUGUUGCUGCCGUGGAGUUUGUCGACCCAGCCUCCGUGCCGCUGUUACCGGAGAAAGCGAAUAACGUGACGUAUCUGCCGCUGUUGCCACUGCAGGACCCGUCGUAUUCAUCGUUGCGUCUUGGCGAGUUAUUGAUUGGCUUCUUCCACCACUACAGCAACUUUGCGUGGAAUGCACGUGUGGUGUCGCUGCGUGUGCCCGGCGGGUCUGUGUGCCGCUCUGAACUCAAGUGGACGAUUGAGUGGGAGGUGGUGGCGCCGCGGCCGCGGGAUCGCGUGUGGUAUCGUCUGUGUGUGGAGGACCCGUACGAGGCGGACCGCAAUCUCGGCCGGCAUCUCUCGCCGGCGAAGGCCGCCUUUGUCCACGCGCAGUUCCCUCGCGCCCUCCAACACGUCCGCCGCGGGACGCCGGAAAAACUUCUCGUCGACGUUCGUCGCAACGCCGCGGCAGCCCUCUCCGCGAUCGUCCACCGCGCGGUCUACGGCGAAGGCGUCGAGACGAUGCCGCUCGCAGACGCCCACAACUUCUUCACCGCCCGUGUCAAUGCGGCUGGGGGUUUCGAUGGCCCCAGUGAUGGGGAGGAGCUGCUUGGUUACUACGAGGUCUCCCGUUCACUGCGCUCGCUCUGCAAUGAGCUCGAGGCAGUUGCAGAGGCCAGGACGUUGACGAGGCGUCUGAGAAAACCGAGGACGAGGGUCAGAAGGAGGAAUCGGCACAGGACAAAGCAUGACGAAACAACGAAUGGCGGCGGUGGGAAAGAGAUAGAACAGACUGACACAGAAGCAACAGAGAUGAAAGCAACACAUGCGACGGAAUCCAAACUACAAGAAGAGAAUGAGACAGCAAGUGAACUGAAGACAAGUACCGGAAGCGAAAGCAAGGAUAGGGAGAAAGAUGAUAAUAAGGAAAUCGACGAUAAGGAAGACGACGUUAACGAAGCCAAACCUGACGAUGAUGACGGAAACAAGAGCCUGAGUAAGAAGGCAAAACACAGAGACAUGAAAGACACUGUUAAGGAGAAUAAUAAUAACAACAACGAGGAGAAGGCUUGCAAUGACGAGGACAUCAUAAAUCAAGCCGAUGAUACCAACAGAAAGGAGAGUGAGGACAGGGACAAUGAUGAUAAUAAGAAAAGCAACGACAAGGAAGACGACAUAAAUGAGGACAACCAUGAUGAUGAUGACGGAAACAAGAGCCUGAGUAAGAAGGCAAAACACAGAGACAUGAAAGACACUGUUAAGGAGAAUAAUAAUAACAACAACGAGGAGAAGGCUUGCAAUGACGAGGACAUCAUGAAUCAAGCCGAUGAUACCAACAGAAAGGAGAGUGAGGACAGGGACAAUGAUGAUGAUAAGAAAAGCAACGACAAGGAAGACGACAUAAAUGAGGACAACCAUGAUGAUGAUGGUGAUGAUGAUGAUCAUGAUGAUGGGAAAAGUGAUAAUGAUGAUAAAGAAAGAAUUUUGCUAUCGCUACACGCAUGCUUUCUCGAAACUGAAGAGAAAAUGCGUUUGGCAGGACGUCUUGGCAUUCCUGCUGAUGAUGUCCCUGGAGCAGUGCGGGGUGCAUAUUUCUUUGCUUAUGACCGAGCCUUCUACACUCUGGAAGAGAAGGAAACUUUUGAGCGGCAUGCGGAUGCUAUUCUGCAGGUUUUUUCAGACAGCUCUAAAACAAAUGAGAAUGUGUAUAUGGCACUGCAGAGACAAAUACCAACAGUAUUACGGGAUGAUGCACUGAUUCUUGAGCUUCUCGAUGCCCACAGCAAACACGAAUUGUUGGCUAUCGACAAGAAAAAAGCGCCACUACAACCCGUUGUUCGCAGCAAGCCAACUGAUGUGAAGAAGGCUAGACAUUCCACAAGAGUACAACGUGCAUCGCAUUACUCGGAUGGUGUCUGCAGCGAAUGCAAUAGAAAGGAUGUGCGCGUAUGGCCUACAACUGAUCGAGUCCAUGAUCCCGGUAUGUACUGUGAUUCUUGUUGGAGAGUUUACGAAAAUAGUGGAUAG
Messenger RNA from Trypanosoma theileri, 3141 nucleotides. Its product is annotated as putative terminal uridylyltransferase 3. Gene Ontology annotation, molecular function: nucleotidyltransferase activity. The transcript has a single exon. NCBI's taxonomy places the organism in Eukaryota, Euglenozoa, Kinetoplastea, Trypanosomatida, Trypanosomatidae. Gene Ontology annotation, biological process: RNA 3'-end processing. Bases 1 to 3141 code for a protein of 1046 amino acids. The record is from RefSeq and is a predicted model, not a curated record.